Molecule: messenger RNA, 999 nt
Organism: Westerdykella ornata
Lineage: Eukaryota; Fungi; Ascomycota; Dothideomycetes; Pleosporales; Sporormiaceae
Product: N-terminal nucleophile aminohydrolase
Exons: 4
Coding region: 185-796 (203 amino acids)
Biological process (GO): proteasomal protein catabolic process
Cellular component (GO): proteasome core complex, beta-subunit complex; cytosol; proteasome core complex
Molecular function (GO): peptidase activity
Source: RefSeq, a predicted model, not a curated record
CGCGUCCUCAGUUUACACGAGAUACAGGUCCCCCAGCUACAACGAGCUAUCUCUCUGAAGUCCUUGAACAGAAGAUAUUCCUCAUUCUCUAUCCCGGCCGAAUCUCACGAGCUUGUCCUAGGAAUCCGCUUGUUUAGUAGUACACCAGCCAUUCCCGAACUUUACUCCACCCAUUCCGCACAUCAUGGAGGUUCUACUGGGUAUAACAGGCAAAGACUUCACCAUCAUCGCCGCCUCUAAAGCCGCCAUGCGAGGCGCCACCAUCCUCAAAGCCACAGACGACAAGACACGGGAAUUGAACUCACAUACUCUCAUGGCCUUCUCCGGCGAAGCUGGUGAUACAGUUCAAUUCGCCGAAUUCAUCCAAGCCAACGUGCAGCUGUACUCCAUGCGCAAUGGCAUGGAGCUCUCACCUUCAGCCACGGCAAACUUCGUUCGGGGAGAAUUGGCUAGGUCGCUGCGGUCAAGGAGACCCUACACUGUGAACCUGCUUCUGGGCGGCUAUGACAAGAUUGCGGACAAGCCUACGCUGUACUGGAUCGACUAUCUGGCGAGCUUGGCUCCCGUACCAUAUGCUGCGCAUGGAUACGCUCAGUACUACUGCCUCUCCCUCCUGGACAAGCACCACCACCCCGAUAUCGACUUCGAGCAGGGCAUGAAGAUUCUACGGAUGUGCACAGAAGAGCUAAAGCGACGACUUCCGAUCGAUUUCAAGGGCGUUACGGUCAAGGUUAUAACAAAGGAUGGCGUGCGGGAGCAGGAGUACGAAGACGAUGUGAAGGUCGUCGUCCCAUGAUCUGCGAGCGGGUCUACAUCUUGAUGGCAUAUUGGAGUUUGGAACACUAGAAAUGUGUGUACAGGAGGAGGAGCGCGAUUUCGGCAUUCCAAAUAAGGCUUCAUAGAUCCCGCUCAUGACCUGGGACUAGUCGCAAGCAAUAAACCAUGCAAUGACAGACUCUCUGGCCUCCAAACGUAUUCAAGAGAACAGGAGAAUGUUCA